Messenger RNA from Symbiodinium necroappetens, 1377 nucleotides. The record is from the annotation of a GenBank genome assembly. Lineage: Eukaryota; Dinophyceae; Suessiales; Symbiodiniaceae.
AUGCAGCGACGCUUGCAGCGGCUUCUUGCUGCGCCGCACGUGAGACAUCGCUUCCGAGGCAACCGAUUCCAGGUCUCCAUAGCAACGAUCGUUCAGGAGGCCGACAAUGUCCUUCCCUGCUAUGUCGUGGUGCAGAAUCAAAUCCGCCCCCAAGUGGAACAAGCGACGGGACGUUGCGAAGCCACCUCCAGCUUCACCCACACGCUGAAGUGGACUUGGCAGGACAAAGAGUACUCCUGCGAGGGUAAACAUCGAAGUAAACGUGGUGCCAAGAACGAAGCUGCGCGGCAAGUCCUUAGAUUCCUCAUUGAUGAGGAGGCAUCAACUCUAGAUCCGCGACAGAACGGAGCCGUUGCGCAAUGGGCGAUUGGGUCUUUGAGUGAAGACUUGGAUGCCACCUUGGAAUGCAAAGAGGACGAUGAAACAGGUGGCUCGCGGCAGCAAAGCCAUACUUGCACCUGGACCUGUCCCCAGAUCGAGGGUGAAGUCGUUGCCACUGGCUCGGCGCGAGCGGCCACAGAGUCGCGGAGGAACGCUUUCGCUGCCCUCUACCAAAGCCUGCCAAGCGCUUUGGAGGAGAUCUAUCUGCAGGUCAAAGCCAAGCCUGCUGCAAGCAAUGAGGAGGUCAGGCCUGCCAACAAAGCUCGACAUGGGGAGAUCAACACUAUGCACAACACAGCUACCCAGAAGCUUCAAAUCAAGGCUGCUUGGGAUUUCCACGUCCACACACCCGGACAAGUUGAGUGCACCCUGACAUGGACGUACUAUGACUAUGACCAGGCGGAGAUGAAAACUGUACAGGUAAGCGCUGUGGAACGAUCCAAGGCUGCAUCCAAGGCUGCCGCUAACCAGAAGAUGCUCAUCAAUCAGGGUCAUUUGGUGGAGAUCCCUUCCGCACAGCAGGAAGCCAUUGACGAAGUUCAUCUGGCAUUGAGGGAGCAACGUGUCCAGGAUGCCUACGCCAAGACGAUGACUCUACUGGAUCAGACGGAACCAGUGGCAUGGUCUUUCUUCCUGCCACACGUGUUCCGUGCCGUCCUGGGGGAAGGCGAUGUGGCAUCUAUGCACGAGCUGCUGGGUAGUGCUCUGCGGCUUGUCCAAGACUCUGGAAUGCCCGUGGAGCUGUGGGAAUCCUUGCUGGAUGAGGCCAGCUUUUCCGUGCGCCACUACUUCAUGGCAUCCCCAGCCUUGCGCCAGCUUGGAGGCGCCACGCUCGCGGACUCCUUCCCCCGCGCGCUCGAGAAGGACUACUUCCGACGGUUCAGGCACCUGCUGGCAUUGGAACGCCAUGGAGGGCUGAUGCAUGGUAUUCAGCAAUACGAGCUUGAUCCAGACGGGCAAGCGGGCGUUCCGACCCUGGAAGUGCAUCAUUUCGAG